Helianthus annuus (common sunflower) is the source of this 2286-nucleotide messenger RNA. RefSeq lists its product as uncharacterized. NCBI's taxonomy places the organism in Eukaryota, Viridiplantae, Streptophyta, Magnoliopsida, Asterales, Asteraceae. The coding region runs from base 1 to 2286 and encodes 761 amino acids. The transcript is spliced from 6 exons. The record is from RefSeq and is a predicted model, not a curated record. Gene Ontology annotation, molecular function: nucleic acid binding; zinc ion binding.
AUGGAUAAUCAGGAUUUUUACAACCUGUUUUCGGGAGUUGGUGCUACUCAAAGUCCGACGAGCAUCAUGCAAAACAUCAACUUAGAAAACGAACUGGGAACCAUGCAGAAGCCGCCAAAGUUGAUGAGUUUAGAUGAGUAUUCGGGAUGGUCCGGGAGAUUCAAAAAUUGGGUGCAGGCCAACCAUCUAGAGUGCUGGAUAAAAAUCGAACGGAAGUAUGUUCCUCCGGUAGAUGGGUUGAAUAUGUUGAAGACCAUCGCAAGUCUUACAGAUGCAGAGCAGAUUGAAUUCAAAGCAGAAAAGAAGAUGGUUAGCAUUCUGCAGCAAGCAAUAAAAGAGGAUAUACUAGUUCUGCUACAACACGAUGAUAGUGCACAGUCGAUAUGGCAAGCUUUAGAACAGAAAUUCAAAGGCAGUGCGUCGAUGAUCAAGAGUAAGAAAGCACUGAUAAAGAAAGAAUUUGAUAUAUUCACGGGAAUUAAAGGUGAAUCGACAAAGAAGCUUAUUGAAAGUUCAGAUUUCGUGAACUAUAGUUUGAGUGUGUUUAUAGAGAAGAUAGAGGCUCAUGAGUUGGAAUUGGUAAAGAUCAAAAAGAUGAACUCAGCAAAUAUGCCACAAGAUGUGUCUUUGUAUUAUAAGAAUAGUCCGGCAACAUCAAAUGUUCAGAGUCCGAAGAUUCAAACCGGGUUUAGUGCAGACAACACUUCAUCUGCUGCUCCAAAUGCCUAUCAAUCGAGUCAGUCGACUCCAUUUGCCAACUACGAGCCGAAUGUCAAAAUCUCAGAGCAAAAUUCUCCUCAAAGUUCUACAGGACAAGCUAUAUAUCAUCGACCAAAUCAACAACCAGCUGUUCAGAGGCCUCAGAUCGAGAAUAAACCAGAGAAGGCGCUUAUUGUAAAUCAAGAUGAUGAAAAAGUUGCUUCUGGGUUUAGUUGGGAUAAGUACGUACCGGGAAAUGAUGAUCAGGCAAUGAUGGCUGAGGUAGUUGAGAUUACCGAGACAGUUGCAGAGUCGAAGAUUAUUGAUGAGGAAGUUACUGAGGUUGCUGAGGAAGUAGUUACUGAGAUGGUAGAUGAAGUUUCUGUAGUGGUGGUUGAAGAAGUUGUUGAGAUUGUUGAUCAAGUGAUUCCGGAGGUUGUUGAAAAGGUUUCUACAGAUAGUUCUGCAAAAGCUGAGGAAUCAGUGACUGAAGUUCUCAACUUUCAAUCACGGCAGGAGGAAUUUGUUUAUACAAUGAAAUCUAUUCUGCCUCCUAAUGUUUUUGAUUCUUUUGCAGAUUAUUUUGAAGAGCCAAGAACUGGAACGUGUCCGAGAUUUGAAGCAGAGAAAGAAGAAGUCGAGGAGAUGAUCGACGUGUCGAAGGAAAUGACUGAAGAAGCUCUAAAAGAGAUUGCAGAUAAAGCGCUGAUGAGCAAGUUAAAAGAGGUAGAUUCAGACAUCCAGGAGUCAGUUGAUAAAGUGUCAGUUCUAGGAGAGGAAAUUGGAGUCCUAGAGGUCAAAGUUGUCAAAUCGUCUGAGUCAGAGUCAAUUCAAGUCGGUAAAGUUGUCUGUGAGGAUAAGAAUGUGUUGGAUGAUGAAAGUGAAAAUUCUGAGAAGGCUAACUCGGUGAAGUCUGUCUGUGAUUCUGAGGAGGAUGGGAAUUUCUUAGAUGGUUACUUGUCGAAAACGGAUAAAACACAAACGCUGAAAGUGGAAACUGUUACUACCUCUUUUGUAGAGUAUGAUAAACGUGUGUGCUAUCGUUGCAAUGAAAUCGGACAUAUGGCUAAACAAUGUCAGAAAGUUUUUAAGAAACCAGUUGUUGGAAAAUCUGUUCAAAAUCAAGUGGUUGAGAAGCCAAAGGUUGAAAAACCUAAGGGGCUGCCCAAGUCUGUUCUUUCGAGGUGGAUAAUGGACAGCGGAGCAUCACGCCACAUGACUGGGUCAUUAGCUCUCUUAUAUGAUGUCAAAGCGAUAAAUGGAAGCUACGUGGGGUUUGUUGGAAACCAAGGUGGCAGAAUUGUCGGCCAGGGAAAGCUUACCAACGGCGUAAUAUCUUUUGACAAAGUGAACUAUAUUGUAGAGUUGACAAACAACUUUUUGAGUAUAUCACAAAUCUGUGAUAAGGAUUUUAGCGUUCAUUUUACAAAAUCAGAGUGUUUGGUUUUAAAGCCAGGGUUUAAAGUCCCUGAUGAGUUGGUGCUGUUGCGCGCUCCGAGGGUUAACGAUCUUUACAUUAGAUAUGAGUGCUGCAACGCCAACAACUCCUCAAAAACAAUGUUUUGUUACAAAAUCAAAAGCUACUGA